UCACUGUGAACGUUCGUGGACGGAAGGCGUGUCGCUUCUUCGUAUACAUUUUGCGCGCGUAUUCAAGUACGCUGUCAUUCAACCUUUAAUCCAAUUAUUGGUUUUAAAAUGCAGGGUCAAUGACCCGUAUGAUAAUAAUGGGAUAUUGAUAUUAGUAAUUAAUAUGCGGUUGUUGGUUUUCACGGUUUAAGGUUUUGUGGUUUCGGUGGAAAAUGCUUUGGGAGGAUGUGAGUUUGGAAAAAUGUUGAAGGCGUUUCGAACGCGAUGUGUGCUUGGAUUGACGUGCCUGGCUUUGUGCCUCGGCGGUACCAGAGGACUAAUAGAAAUCGUAGAGGAGCAGCGAUGCCACGAUUAUGAGUUCCGUUUGACGUGUCGGGACUUGGACACUCAUAUAGCAGUUCUGGAGGCGUGGUAUACCUCUACAGAGGAUUACAGAUCAUCAAACGACACUCAAAGACCAGCCAGACUCAUUAAAACAGAAAACGAUUCGGAGCUUGACCAAGUUUACGUGUACUAUAGUCCUGAACACAACGGCGUUUAUCAGUUGACCAAUCAUUCCAUUGAAAAUGUUACUAGUUCGAAUAGUUCCUUUGAAACGGAGUUCGGAGUUAAUAAUAGUUGGAUCAGUGAUGCUUUUGAGAACAUAGAUAUGUCAGUGGAGUUUAUAAAUACGAGUGAGGUUUGCGGUAUUGUGAAUUUCGUGAGGAGUUAUGCUAGUUGGCAUGAAGGUGACAAGCGCCGGCUGCCGGCAACAAGGGUGUCGUCUGUGAAUUUACGAGCACCGUUAAGUUACCGGUGUACCGGAGUGAACCACUGCAGCUUCGUGCUGGCCGAGGACUAUCCACCUUCCAGGAGUUGGUCUCCAGGUGUCGUGUUUGUUAAAUACGCUUGUUUUGAUGAUUUACUAUCAAUACACUAUUGCAACAGAGAAGUGUAUUUGUCAGAAACUGGUCCUGAGAGCGAGGGUUACAUCAGGACCCCGGGUUACCCUAAUUUUUAUGUUGGUGAAGAAUGCCGGUGGAAACUUCGAGUGAAUCUAGAACAGAAGAUAAGGAUUACAUUGCUAGAUGUUAGUUUGAGAAGUAUAGGUCCGUUUGAAGAGGAAUGUAUAGACUUUGUGUCUGUGGUGGAUCCCAAUGGCAAUAUUCUUUUCAGUACGUGCGAACAAGUGGACCUCCCGCGUCAAAUAACCACUGCCAUGGAUACUGUUGAAAUAGUGGUUCAGGCGAAAUCAAAAGGUGCCUAUCCUAAGAGAGGCGUGUUGUUACACUAUAAAAGUAUAGGUUGCGUAACGCUGCCACCGCCAUCUAACGGUUACUUAGUAUAUCGCAAUGCAGAUGUUGCGCACUACAUGUGUAAUGUGAAUUUAGUUUUCGAAGAUACGCGACAGAGGGCUCGCGUUAUAUGGUGCUAUGAUGAUAAUAGUUGGAAUGAAACGAUUCCAGCACUUUGUAUUGACGAGGCGACGUUGAGGGUCGCCGGGGACAAUUCAUCGGGAGUUACUGAUAAAGAAACAAAACUGCCGCACAACGAGGCCAACAUGAUAGUAGACAUUGUGAUUCCGUCGCUGCUGAUAGCGGCCUUGUUCAUAGGGAACGCUUUCAUCGUGCUCAUUAUUUACAAGUACAGGAAACGGAAAAAUGAUGAUUUAGAAGACGAGUUCAACACGAUACCACUGAGCGCGAACGGCCUUCAUAACGCAGGGAACGCCGUUUAAGAUUCGAUUUCGAGAUUACACACUAGAUAAUUAAUAAUUACGACCUCUUUAUUUAAUGUACAUGACAUUGCAAAGUUUUAAAGCAUGAUAUUUUAUUAAUAAGGUUUUAUUUGACGAAUCAGCUUCAUGGGAUUGUAUUCGUUUAUAAAUUUUCUUAAUUUUUUUGACAUAAAAAACCCCGAAACCGUAGUAAAUUGUUGCACAAAUACAGAACAAACUACCAAGUUAGGUAGAGAUUUCGAUGUGAUUUUCGUUUUGAGGUUUCAGCUUGUUACGGACGAGCCAUUCCAAAAACAACAUCCGAACUUUGCGAAUAAGCAAUUACUGUUUAAUAUAAACAGCGAAGUAAAAAAGUGUGUAUUGCUCGUGAUAUAUUAUUUUCGUUAUUUUUUAUUAAUAUAUUAAUGUGUUCAAUGACAUACCAAAGAUUUUUCAGCAACAACGACACUUAAUUUGCUCUGUAUUAUGAGCUAGUGUGUAAUCUUUAAGUGUUUUUUUUUUUUUGAAUUUUAUUCUAAGGCAAUGGCCUAAACGAUACCAAUAGUGUCUAAUCUUAAUAAGUAACGAUCAGUGAUAGAAUGACAAUUUCAAAUUCACUAUCAACUUCAUCCCGUAGUCCUAACGAAACUUGGACGUAUUGUGUAUUUUUCAUUUCAGUUGUAUAAAUCAAUCGAGCACCUACGUGUUAAAAUGUUUAAGUCAUUGGGUAAUUAUUUAUUUCUUAUUGGACGCUUUUCAUUUGCGUGUCACUAUAGUUGUAUGGAGGCUUGAUAAGACAGUACGAAAAUGUAGACUCCAAUACAGUCUUUCCAAUGUAUUGAUUACCGACAAAACUCUUGUACGUAGAAAUCUUCUAGUUGUAAGUAAGGACUGAUAGUUACAAUCGACGCUGUUUCUUAUAUUUAGUCCGCACAUUUUUCACUGCAUUUAUUUUCAUUAAGAUCAAUAACUUAAGCUUGAGAUAAUUUCAUCCAAAAAUUGUUGAAGUUUUUGUAUUUGGCGAAGUCUGUAUAGAUUUAAAUAAAAGCACUAUCUUUAAA
Danaus plexippus (monarch butterfly) is the source of this 2757-nucleotide messenger RNA. RefSeq lists its product as uncharacterized. The transcript is spliced from 9 exons. The coding region runs from base 242 to 1717 and encodes 491 amino acids. Lineage: Eukaryota; Metazoa; Arthropoda; Insecta; Lepidoptera; Nymphalidae. The record is from RefSeq and is a predicted model, not a curated record.